Messenger RNA from Agelaius phoeniceus (red-winged blackbird), 2892 nucleotides. It is a transcript of the gene FOSB, whose product is annotated as FosB proto-oncogene, AP-1 transcription factor subunit. Gene Ontology annotation, molecular function: DNA-binding transcription factor activity, RNA polymerase II-specific; RNA polymerase II cis-regulatory region sequence-specific DNA binding. Gene Ontology annotation, cellular component: nucleus. Gene Ontology annotation, biological process: regulation of transcription by RNA polymerase II. The record is from RefSeq and is a predicted model, not a curated record. Lineage: Eukaryota; Metazoa; Chordata; Aves; Passeriformes; Icteridae.
GGACACCGGGGCGAGCGGCGGGAGCGUCAGCGGGGCCUGGCCGAGGGGAUUUACCGGAGCUCGGCACGGAUUUACCGGGGCUCGUAACGGAAAGGGAGAUUUUUUUUGUACCGGGACAACUUUUGGGAAACCGCCGGGAGUUUUUCUGUAGCGGAGCCACCGGAGCCGGUCACGGAUGGAGCGGAGCGUGUGAGGGGGGUUUUGGAACGGAGAGCCGGAGAUCGGAACGGACGGUACCGGAGAUUAUAGGGAACAACCGGAGAUCGGAACGGACGGUACCGGAGAUUAUAGCGGACAACCGGAGCUGGGCACGGACGGUACCGGAGCUUAUAGCGGAUAACCGGAGCUUGGCACGGAGGGUAGCGGAGCUUUUAGGGCACGACCGGACACGGCGGCGCUCGGUACCGGCAAACCGGAGCUCGGCACGGACGGUACCGGAGCUUAUAGCGAAAAGCAGAGCUUUUAGCGGACAACCGGAGCUUACAGCGGACGGUACCGGAGCUUUUAGCGCACAACCGGAGCACGGCACGGACACACCGGAGCUCACAACCGCUUAAGCGGGGCACACCGGACACCCACCGGAGCCUGACCGGAGCCUGACCGAGCCGAGCCUCCCCCCGCCCCGUGAUGCCGCCGGUGCUAACGGCGUGACCCCGCAGCUUUGUGGCGGCGGGGCGGCCCCCGCGGCCCCGGGGCCAUGUUCCAGGGGUUCCCCGGGGAUUACGACUCGGGCUCCCGGUGCAGCUCGUCGCCCUCGGCCGAGUCCCAGUACCUGUCGCCGCUCGACUCCUUCGGGAGCCCCGCGGCCGCCGCCGGGGCCGCUCAGGAGUGCAGCGCCCUGGGGGACAUGCCCGGCUCCUUCGUGCCCACGGUGACGGCCAUCACCACCAGCCAGGACCUGCAGUGGCUGGUGCAGCCCACGCUCAUCUCCUCGGUGGCCCCGGGGGCUCCCAUGGCCCAGCAGCCGCCGCAGCCGCCGCCGCCGCCCCCUCCUCCCCUGGACCCCUACGAGCUGCCCGGGCCCAGCUACGGCACCCCCGGCAUGGGCGGCGGGAGCUUCGCGGGACCACCGGGACCGACCCCCGGCAGAGCCCCCCGGGCGAGGGCGCGGCGGGGCCGGGAAGAGACGCUGACCCCUGAGGAGGAGGAGAAGCGCCGCGUGCGGCGGGAGCGGAACAAACUGGCGGCGGCCAAAUGUCGCAACCGGCGCCGCGAGCUGACGGACCGGCUGCAGGCGGAGACGGACCAGCUGGAGGAGGAGAAGGCCGAGCUGGAGUCGGAGAUCGCCGAGCUGCGCAAGGAGAAGGAGCGCCUGGAGUUCGUGCUGGUGGCCCACGCUCCCGCCUGCAAGGUCCCCUUCGAGGACAUCGGCGGCGCCACCACCGCCGCCGCCGCCGCCGCCGCCGCCGCCAUGGUGGCCCCUGUCCCCGUCACCGUCCCCGUCUCCUCCGAGGUGAGCAGCCCGGGCAAGGCUCCGCUGUCCCCGCUGUCGCCGCUGCCGUUGUUCCUCCUCCCGCAGGGUCCCUUCCCCGCCUGCUGGGGACCCCCUAACGCGACCCCCCCCGCGUUUGUGUCCCCCCACCCAGAGGGAGCCUCCUCCUCCUCCUCCUCCUCGUGCGGAGCCUCGCACCAGCAGCGGAGCGGCGGCGGCGGCGGCAGCGGCGACCACCGGGGCUCCUCCUCCUCCUCCUCGGACUGCCUGAGCUCCCCCUCGCUCCUCGCGUUGUGAACGGGGCAGGUGGCACUUGGUCACCUCCGUGCGUCCCCUCGGUCACCUCCGUGUGUCCCCCGCUCGGGGGGUUCCCUGUCCCCCUCGAGGUGACCCCUCCAGGUCACCUCCACCGGGGCUGCUCCUCCUCCUCCUCUUCCUCGUCCUCCUCCUCCUCGGACUGCCUGAGCUCUCCCUCGCUCCUCGCGUUGUGAACGGGGCGAGGUGGCACUUGGUCACCUCCGCGUGUCCCCUUGGUCACCUCCGCGUGUCCCCUUGGGCCUUGAGGUGGUCCCUGUCCCCCCUCCAGGUGCCACCUCCAGGUGACCUCUGUGUCCCCCCUCAAGGAGGUCCCUGCACCUCCAGGUGACCCUUCCAGGUCACCUCCCACUUUGUCACCUCCAUGUCCCCCUCGAGGGGCUCCAGGGGCCACCUCCCCCCUCUCCAGGUGUCAUUUGUCACCUCCGUGUCCCCCCUCGAGGAGGUCCCUGCGCCUCCAGGUGUUCCCUCCAGGUGACUCCUCCAGGUGACACCUCCAGGUCACCUCCGUGUCCCCCCCUCAAGGAGGUCCCUGCGCCUCCAGGUGCCACCUCCAGGUGUCAACUCCCACUUUGUCACCUCCUCCUCCUCGGACUGCCUGAGCUCUCCCUCGCUCCUCGCAUUGUGAACGGGGGCAGGUGGCACUUGGUCACCUCCGUGUCCCCUUUGUCACCUCCGUGUCCCCCUGAGGAGCUUCAGGAGCCACCUCCACAUUCUCCAGGUGUCCCUUUGGGGUCCCCCCCUGCUCGGAGGUGUCACUUUGUCACCUCCGUGUCCCUUUCAGGGGGUCCCUGGACCUCCAGGUGACCCCUCCAGGUGCCCCCUCCAGGUGUCCCCAUCCAGGUGCCACCUCCAGGUGUGGCCUCGUGUCCCGCCUGUCCCCUCACCUGUCCCCUCCCCCCUCUCCUCGCUUGGCCUUGGCUCCGCCCCCUCCCCUCCCUCCCCCCCGGUAUAUAAAUCUAUUUUUGUUGCGCGGGAGAUGUUUAAUUUUUUAUUAUUAAUUAUAACGAGGAUAAUUAUUGUUCGUGCCGUGUUCGUGCCCACCCCGGGGGUCGCGCCCCCUCCCCCCUCGGGGGUCGCCCCCUCCCCCGGUCCGCGCUCGUCCCCCCCUCCCCCAAACGUGGCCAAUAAAAGCUUCCAGCGGC